UUUCUUUUUGCGUUUGGAAAGUGUACCUCAUUAGAGUGAACACAUAGGCGUAACAAGCCCCCAGUGCAAAAGUUACAAAAAAAACCUCAAAAAGAGAAGAGACACUCCAUCAGAAUUUUGGAGCUUAAAAUUGCAAUUUCAGAGAAACUGAGGACUUUCCCAUUCCUCCGCUCCGCCUCCAAAUUUUUGGUUCACUUUCUCUUCCGCUCUCUCAGUGUCUCUCUCUCAAAGCGAAAGAAAGCCCUCACAUCCGUCACCAGUAAGCUCUUCUUCUUCUUCGUCCUCUCUCACUCUCUCUCUCUCUCUGUGCGCAAUUCCUCGUGACCUCGUCGGCAAGAUUCCUAGAUUUCCAUUGGACAUAUGCGUAAUUACGUAAUUGCCCUUCGCUUCCUGGUAAUUUACCCGAACGGACGCCUCUGCUUGUUUGGUUAUCUGCCUUCGCUUCCUUAUUAGCAUGCUGAAACUUCCCUAUAAAUUGACUCGCUUUAUUAAAAUGAUAUGGGAAUUAAAUAAGGUAUCGAGAAGUGUUUUGUUCAUAAAUGUUGGAUUAAUUAGUGAGUGGAUGGAUUAAAUAUGAUAUCUGGGUCUUUUCGAUCUAUUUAAAAUUCACGUUUGGAAGAACUUUGUUAUUAAUUAAUGUGGUAUGCUAUUUCUCUUUCAGUUUGAUCUGGGAAAAUUCCCUAAAUGACAAACCAAAAUGGGCAUAUAUUACAAAAUUGGAAUUUUGGUAACAAAUUCUUGACACUUGGUCACGUCUAUGUGAGAACUUAUGGGAGUGACACUCUCUUUAGUAGUUCUGCUUCUAGUUUUCAGUGUUUUUGAAUAAGAUUUUAUCCUGGAUCGGUUACAGCAGGUGCUUUCAAGAGAGGUGAGAUUAUAUGAAAUUUUCUCCCACUGCAUACAUAUUAUGAUUAUGUCUGCGCGCGCAGGGGCGUGCGCUCAUAUGUAAAUAAAUUGUGUUUGAAAAGUACAUUUAUAUGUGUUAUAUGUAUACAUAUGUCCAAACGGUCAAUUAUUUCUGAUUCCUCGAGUGUUUAUCCGGCCUGCAGGUUUAAGAUCGGGGGGUUGACCUCCUGUAGUUUUGGCCUUUUGGGUGGAUCUGAGGAUGGAGCUCUGCUGAACAUUUUGGAAGGGAGAAGCCAGUUUGAAUACAUGCAGAUGAAAAUUUUGAAUGAAUGAACUCGCGUGAGAUGUGUGUAUAUUCUGAAGGUGACUCUCGUGAGAGAAACUAAGGAACCUUUUCAUUUCUGAAUCAUCUAUGGGGCGCAAAGGGAGCGGUGUUGAUACAGAAAUUCAGGAGAAACCAAGCACAUUCUGGACACAGUGUCCCAUUUGUUGGGCAAAACUUCAAUACUACACGGAGUUUCUGGAUCGGUUGCUCCGUUGUCAAAUAUGCCAUAACACAUUUCAAGCUCGUGAAUUCUUAGAAGAUGUUGAUGCAGAAGCUCUCAGGAAUCAAUGUCCAAACCAUAAAGAGCCUCCAAAACAGUGUCCACAGGACCCCCCAAACACAUUCUGGACACAGUGCUCCUUUUGUUGCGCAAAAUUUCAAUACUACAGUGAUACUCUGGGUCGAUUGCUUUGUUGUCAAAUAUGUCAGAAAGCAUUUGAGGCUCAUGAAUUGAAGAACGAUGUUCAUCCAGAAUUUUUCAGGAAUCAAUUUUCGAAUACUGUGGAGCCUCCAAAACAGGGUCCUUCAAACUUAGCCUCACAAGAUUUGAGGAAGGGUCAAUCUUCUGGUGUCGCUGAGAAGAAGAGGAAUAUUGGAGCUGCUGGUGUACAUAAGAAAGAGGCAAGAGAAAAUGUUAGUUUCCCUCUGGAUAAAAAUUUUCCAAACAAGAAGAGGAAAACAGAAGAAUUUGAGUUAAAAGCAAAGGAAGCCACCAUGCUAGAUAAAGAGGAAAGCAACUUCAAAGCUGAUGUCAGUUCUGCAGCAAAUGUAGCCACUCUGGAGAGCAUUGAGGUUCCUGAUCCUCAAUUUCAUAAGUUUGUAGUUGAUGCAGACAUGUUGGCAAAUCUUUGUCAAGCUAAUCAAACAUGGGCUCUUUAUGAUACAGCAGAUGGCAUGCCCAGAUUCUAUGCUAUUGUCAAGAAGGUCCUCACCCCUGGAUUUAAGCUGAAAGUCAGCUGGCUGGACGCGGAUCCAGAUGACCAAGGUGAGAUUGAUUGGUGUGAAAAGGAGUUGCCAGUUGCUUGCGGUAAGUUCAGACUUGGAGACUCUGCAGAAAUUACGGAUCACCUUAUGUUUUCUCAUCAGAUGCACGCCACAACAGGGAGUCUUACAGGCUCUGUUUUGGUAUAUCCUAGGAAGGGAGAAACUUGGGCCAUCUACCAGAAUUGGGAUAUUGGGUGGAGUUCUGAGCCGGAAAAGCACGUAUCUUACAAAUAUGAAUUUGUUGAAGUCUUGUCAGAUUUUGUGGAAGGUGAUGGAAUUGGAGUUUCUUAUUUAGGCAAAGUAAAAGGAUUUGUUAGUUUAUUUCAGCAAACCGAGCAGCAUGGGUUUCAAGUACAACCUGAUGAGCUUUAUAGAUUUUCUCAUCGAAUUCCCUCUUUCAAGAUGACUGGUCAUGAAGGAUUUGGUGUUCCCUCAGGAUCCUUUGAGCUAGAUCCUGCUUCUUUGCCCUCCAGUAUUUUGAUUCAUGAUGUACGUGAUUUGGAAAUCGAUAACAGAAGGAAGAAUACUGAACCUAGUGAUUUGUCUGGUGAAUUUGUAGAAAGGUUGGUUCUGUAAGUGCAUGCACUGGUAUGCAACAGGAGAAUAUGUGGAUUCUAAAUGUGAGUUCUAUGAAAGAGAAGUGCACAGAAAACUUAAGCCAGGGAAACGUCUCUCAACAAAGUGAUAUUCCAUAAGCGGAUAACAAAAACAACACGCAGAAGAAGCAUCAUAAGACCUUCAGUAUUAGAAGAUCCACCAAGGGAUAUAAGCAAGACUAGAGCCAUAUCAAAUGUAGUGAUGAAGUGUCCAGAUACAGCAAUUUCAUAUUUGUAGCAUAUUGAUGUUGAGGAUGAAAACCAUGUCAUCUUCCCUUGUUUUAAAUAAACUUAACCAGUAGCCAGUGUAAUGACAGGAUGCAUUCACGUGUUUUCAGUUUUAGAGUUGUUGUACAUGGAUCUGAAGUAUGUCUUUUUGAUUUGUUUGUAGCUUCCAUCUCAUAUUCCGUUAUUGACUUUCAUUGAAAAUUUUGUUUUAUGGAAGUGUGUGGAUGUAUCGACAAUCAUAUUUGAUGUCUCGACAAUCAU
Messenger RNA from Rosa rugosa (rugosa rose), 3240 nucleotides. RefSeq lists its product as uncharacterized. The transcript has 2 exons. The record is from RefSeq and is a predicted model, not a curated record. Bases 1259 to 2731 code for a protein of 490 amino acids. NCBI's taxonomy places the organism in Eukaryota, Viridiplantae, Streptophyta, Magnoliopsida, Rosales, Rosaceae.